AUGGCACAAGCUGUGUGCUUAAAGAGUCUGCCUGACAAUGGAGGCGACGGCAGCCGAUCCAGGCGACGUGGAGGCGACGGCAGCCGAUCCAGGCGACUCAGGAACCAGGGCCGGAGGACCCACGGGAACCAGGGCCGGAGGACCCACGGGAACCAGGGCCAGAGGACCCACGGGAACCAGGGCCAGAGGACCCACGGGGACCAGGGCCAGAGGACCCACAGGAACCAGGGCCAGAGGACCCACGGGAACCAGGGCCAGAGGACCCACGGGAACCAGGGCCAGAGGAUCCACAGGAACCAGGGCCAGAGGACCCAUGGGAACCAGGGCCGGAGCAGGAGGGCCAACGAGAACCAGGGCCGGAGCAGGAGUGCCAACGGGAACCAGGGCCGGAGCAGGAGGGCCAACGGGAACCAGGGCCGGAGCCGGAGGGCCAACGGGAACCAGGGCCGGAGCCGGAGGGCCAACGGGAACCAGGGCCGGAGCCGGAGGGCCAACGGGAACCAGGGCCGGAGCUGGAGGGCCAACGGGAACCAGGGCCGGAGCCAGAGGGCCAACAGGAACCCGAGCAGGAUGGCCAACAGGAACCUGAGCAGAAGGGCCACCAGGAACCAGAGCAGAAGGGCCACCAGGAACCAGAGCAGAAGGGCCACCAGGAACCAGAGCAGAAGGGCCACCAGGAAUCAGAGCAGAAGGGCCACCAGGAACCAGAGCAGAAGGGCCACCAGGAACCAG
This is a messenger RNA of Austrofundulus limnaeus, 732 nucleotides long. RefSeq names its product ribosome-binding protein 1-like. Lineage: Eukaryota; Metazoa; Chordata; Actinopteri; Cyprinodontiformes; Rivulidae. The transcript has 3 exons. The record is from RefSeq and is a predicted model, not a curated record. The annotation marks the transcript as partial.